AAAAAUGUAGCCUAGUUGUUGCAGUUUGUUUUUCUUGAUCAAGAAUUGUAUGUUUGAACUGGAUGCCCUAGUGGCUUAGUGACUGCACCUCUCUUUCUUCUCUCUGAGUCUAGAUCAGGAGAGCAGCCAUGAACCCAACUCAAAAAAUAGACUGUGCAAGCACAGAAAUCACCAGUUUCACCAUUAAUACCCCCCUCAACAGUACCAACUCAAUGAUGGAUUCACCUUCUGGCUCCUCUUCCACAGCCGCAUCUCCGACAACUCUAAGCCGGUACGAGAACCAGAAGCGCCGUGACUGGAACACCUUUGGCCAGUACCUUCGAAACCACAGGCCGCCACUCUCCCUCUCCCGCUGCAGUGGAGCCCAUGUCCUUGAAUUCCUCAGAUACUUAGAUCAGUUUGGAAAGACUAAGGUUCACAAUCCACUCUGUCCCUUUUUUGGAAACCCAAAUCCGCCUGCACCAUGUCCGUGCCCCCUGCGCCAAGCCUGGGGAAGCCUUGAUGCCCUUAUAGGCCGCCUUCGGGCUGCCUAUGAAGAAAAUGGAGGCAAGCCUGAAACGAACCCUUUCGGGGCCAGAGCAGUGAGGCUUUAUUUGCGCGAAGUCCGUGAUUUGCAGUCGAAAGCUCGGGGAAUCAGCUACGAGAAAAAGAAGCGAAAGAAGCCACCGCCAGAACAGCAACAUGCAUUACCACCACCAAAUUCAAGUGAGUCUGCGUGAAAGUUGUUGCCAACUCAAAAUAUCAUUUCACAUGCGGUCUUUUCUACUACCAAUUUUAGUCACUGCAUCAUCUAUGAUACAUUUUGAGAAAAAAAGGUACCUAAAAUUGCCCUAUGUAUGUAAUCUUUAUUAUUGUCUUUCUGCAAAAACUAUGCUUGUAUUUCAUGAAUACUGUUGAGCUUCUGCAAGAAUUUAAUUUCAUGUUGCAAGUGACAGUUUUUGUACUAGUGACAGGUUACAAGACAUUGUGACCAGAUUGUCAUGGAUUAUUAUCUGAAAAGCCAUUUAUGACGAGAUUUUGCACA
Molecule: messenger RNA, 1024 nt
Organism: Olea europaea var. sylvestris
Lineage: Eukaryota; Viridiplantae; Streptophyta; Magnoliopsida; Lamiales; Oleaceae
Product: protein LIGHT-DEPENDENT SHORT HYPOCOTYLS 4-like
Exons: 1
Coding region: 129-719 (196 amino acids)
Biological process (GO): mRNA transcription; response to light stimulus
Cellular component (GO): nucleus
Source: RefSeq, a predicted model, not a curated record